CGCGGCUCUCCCCCAGCGGCUGCAAGGAAACAAUGGUCUGGAGCCCUCCGCCGCCGCCGCCGCUACGACCAAUGUAUAGAUAAUGUGCGAGCCUCCCUGCCGGGCUCGAGGCGGCUAUUUUUAGCAACGCCCGCAAGAUCCCCCCACCCGGCGCGCUCUUCCCUCCCCUCGCCCAAGCCGGGAGUGGAAGCGCCGCCGUGCAGGGCAAAGGGAGCCGACGAGGCACCGGCUGCUGCUGCUGCUGCGACUCCGCUCCCCGCCCCCUUCCGCGGAGCGACCCGGGCGGCCGGCGCCGCAGGAGCCCUUCCUUCCACACGCUGCGCCAGGCGCCCAGGGUCUGUGCUGCCUUUGACAUGCACUGCCUGACUGAGGAGCCCUGGUUUUAGUUACCUGAAGGAGUACCUGCCUGCAGAUCAACAGCAAGGUAGCACCUGACCCAAAGAGUCCCACUAGCAACACUGAAUGAGAAUUCCACCGUUGCCUAGAGCUCACUAAUUCAGUUGGCAAUAUGGAUUUCGUGAUGAAGCAGGCCCUAGGGGGGGCCACCAAGGACAUGGGUAAAAUGCUAGGAGGCGAAGAGGAGAAAGACCCCGAUGCCCAGAAGAAGGAAGAAGAGCGGCAAGAAGCCCUGCGGCAGCAAGAGGAAGAGCGCAAGGCAAAGCAUGCCCGCAUGGAGGCGGAACGGGAAAAGGUCCGACAGCAAAUCCGUGAUAAGUACGGCUUGAAGAAGAAGGAGGAGAAAGAGGCGGAGGAGAAGGCAGCGCUGGAGCAGCCAUGCGAGGGCAGCCUGACGCGCCCCAAGAAAGCCAUCCCUGCAGGCUGCGGGGACGACGAGGACGAGGACGAGGAGAGCAUCCUCGACACGGUGCUCAAGUACCUGCCGGGCCCACUGCAGGACAUGUUCAAGAAGUAGCCCAGCCCCACCAGCCCCCUGCCCUGCACUGCCCACCGUCCCUGGCACUGCCAACUCAGAGCUUGGGUUGAGGAAGGGCGGUCCCAGUGGGGCGGG
Lacerta agilis (Sand lizard) is the source of this 1009-nucleotide messenger RNA. It is a transcript of the gene CPLX2, whose product is annotated as complexin 2. The coding region runs from base 509 to 913 and encodes 134 amino acids. The record is from RefSeq and is a predicted model, not a curated record. Gene Ontology annotation, cellular component: terminal bouton; SNARE complex. The transcript is spliced from 5 exons. Lineage: Eukaryota; Metazoa; Chordata; Lepidosauria; Squamata; Lacertidae. Gene Ontology annotation, molecular function: syntaxin binding. Gene Ontology annotation, biological process: regulation of neurotransmitter secretion; synaptic vesicle exocytosis; neurotransmitter transport.